This is a messenger RNA of Pieris rapae (cabbage white), 1575 nucleotides long. RefSeq names its product mitochondrial 2-oxoglutarate/malate carrier protein. Gene Ontology annotation, molecular function: thiosulfate transmembrane transporter activity; succinate transmembrane transporter activity; malate transmembrane transporter activity. The transcript has 7 exons. Gene Ontology annotation, biological process: oxaloacetate transport; phosphate ion transmembrane transport; succinate transmembrane transport. NCBI's taxonomy places the organism in Eukaryota, Metazoa, Arthropoda, Insecta, Lepidoptera, Pieridae. Bases 188 to 1075 code for a protein of 295 amino acids. The record is from RefSeq and is a predicted model, not a curated record.
AUGAUAAAAUGACGGGGGGUGUACUCGAUAAUGAAAUUUCAAAUUAGAAUGUUUACUUUGACCAUUCACGAUAGACGAAUUGAUUUCAGCAUUUCGUGGCGAUAAUUACAAUCAGGUGUUUUGUUGGGAGUAUUUGUGAUUUUAUUUAUAAGCGCGGCACAAGUUAUCGGAAUACUAAGCGACAAAUAUGGCUCAAGGACAAAAGGAAGCUGCACCAGCAAAAGAGAGAUAUAUUCCAAAUGGAUUGAAAUUUGCUUUUGGUGGAUUUGCUGGUAUGGCAGCCACAUGUGUGGUCCAACCACUUGAUCUAAUCAAAACCCGCAUGCAGUUAAGUGGUGGUGGUCGAUCAUCCUUCACUGUAGCUGGCGAAAUUAUUGCUCGCGAGGGAUUCGCUUCGUUAUAUACCGGACUAUCUGCUGGCCUGCUUAGACAAGCAACUUAUACAACUACACGUCUUGGUGUUUAUAGCUGGUUAUUUGAUGCUUAUCGAGAGCGACACGAGGGUGAAGCUCCGGGCUUCGGGAUGAAAACUGCUCUAGGUAUCGCAGCAGGUUCUAUUGGUGCCUUCGUAGGAACACCUGCUGAGGUGGCGCUAAUUCGGAUGACAGCUGACGGAAGAUUACCAGCCGAACAGAGAAGGAAUUAUAAAAAUGUUGUCGACGCUUUGUUGAGAAUAAUUCGUGAAGAAGGCGUGUUAAAGUUAUGGCGUGGUGCGAUGCCCACAGUUGGGAGGGCCAUGGUCGUUAAUGCGGCACAACUUAGCACUUACUCCCAGGCUAGGGAAAUGUUUGUUGGUUACGUCCCUGAUGGUAUAACGCUGCACUUCUGCGCGUCCAUGGUGUCCGGUCUGGUCACCACCAUCGCUUCUAUGCCCGUGGAUAUUAUUAAAACCAGGAUACAAAACGCUGCCAAAGGUCAAAGUCAAAUGUCAGUAGUGUCAAAUCUCCUCAAAAACGAAGGGGUGCUGUCACUGUGGAAAGGAUUCGUGCCCUACUACGCCCGGUUGGGUCCACACACCGUGCUCACUUUCAUCUUCCUAGAACAACUCAACGCUGCUUACUUUAAGUAUACUUAAUUAUUAAGACUUAAACUAUUUAAGUUAAUAUAUUUAGCUAUAGAAAGCUAAAAUACCAGUAAACUGCGUAAUAAAAAAACACGUUUUUAUAAAAAUCUCAUUUCUACUCUCUUUCCAACAAAUUGUGUUAACGUUGUGUUGAAAAGAGAUAGAACACUUAUAACGGUGCAAGCUAAUUAAUAUAUAUUUUAGUUAAUGUUUUUAUAAAUUUAGAUUUGGUUCAAAACCAUCGUAAGUAUAAAUGUAGUUGACAGUUCCUUAUUAGUACAAAAGUUAACCACACUUUUUUGUUAUUAUUUAACUUAAAUUUUCUUGUUUGGUUAUAUUUAAUUUUACGAAACUAUUGCUUUUGUUAAUAAGACAAUGUAACUCGGUCGUGUGAUUAUAACGGCGCCAAAUGCGGCGUGGUCACAGAUACAAAAUAUGCCAUAGAGUAAAUGUAGACUGUAAAUGAAAUGUACUGUAGAUGUAAACUUCGAGAAAAUAAAGUAUGAAGGUUA